UUAAAAGUCCGGACAAACAUUUAUACUUUGCAUUCCCGAUGGGCAUUACUUGAUCUACGGAUUCGGAGAGACGUUGUUUUCGAAUCUCAAGUUCAAAUGAGGCUAGUGGUUCUGGGCUGUUUGCUGCUGGCACUGGAGACAGUUAGCUGGUGUCUCAAAGAUCCUAUCUGUGGACAACCGCCUGCAGCAAAUGGCAACGAUUUCAUUAAGUGCGCUGGAAGUUUUGAAAAGUUCAGUUACUAUCCACAUAUAAAUUCUUGCCGAAAAUUUGAAUACGGCGGCUGUCUUGGAAAUGAUAAUAGUUUCAAUACCCUAGAAAAAUGCCAUAAAAAGUGCCAAGUAAAUUUUUAUACAUUGCUAUCGUGCUAAAAGGCAUGAAUAAUUAUUAAAAAACCCUUGAGUAUAUAAA
Drosophila simulans is the source of this 409-nucleotide messenger RNA. RefSeq names its product hemolymph trypsin inhibitor B. Gene Ontology annotation, molecular function: serine-type endopeptidase inhibitor activity. Bases 97 to 369 code for a protein of 90 amino acids. Lineage: Eukaryota; Metazoa; Arthropoda; Insecta; Diptera; Drosophilidae. The record is from RefSeq and is a predicted model, not a curated record. The transcript has 2 exons.